UGGUUCAACGCGGAGUGGGGCAAGGCGGAGCAUGGGCGCGGGAGUGACACCGCAUCCCUACCCUAUCGACGGCAGCAGGCAAGAAAUGGCGCCGAGUGCCUGCCCUAACUUCUCCAUUCGGUGAUUUGUUCGAGUCAUGUCAUCGCGUGGGCGGAAUUUUUAUUAGAUUAGCUCGAGUCCGAUCGCCGAGAACGGGAUGCGUUGGAUCUGAACAGGGCAGCGGCAUGCUUUUGUGGAUCGUAUCUUGAUACUUCAGUUUGUCUGCCAAUAUCUUCUUAAUCCUGCCAUCUUCUUUUUAACAUCGAGCGUUUGUUUUCUUUCGAGGCAGGCGACUUGUCAUUUUCAUAAGGAGACGAUAAAGGAUGAUUACCAGAAGGUUCACUGCCUGCUCGUUUACUUUGGAAGGCGAUCAAGUUUCCAUUUUGGACGGAUCUCGCGUGAUGAAGGAUUAAGAAAUUACAGAGAAGAUGAACAGCGGCUAGGGCGUAGUAAAACUGGGAAUUUUUGUUCUGUUUAAAGAUUCGGAAUCGUAGGACUGGGAGGGUUUCGAGGAGCGGAGUCGACGUCCACUCGUGUGUCUGCGCUCUCCCUCCGCCACUGCGCCCUUUAAGAACCGUCCACCUCUCCUUCUGCCGCCGCCAUCAUCAUCAUCAUCACCAUCCCGUUCGCGGAAGGAAGCAAGGAAGGAAUCGGCGGGAGGAAUUUUUGACCGGAAUCGAAGGUUUUUCCGUCCCAAAGUGCGAUCUUUAAUCAUUCGCCGGGGUCUUCCAGUGUUAGAGAAUGGAAGCGUCUCGCUUUCUCCAAAGUGGGGUUUCAUUUCCUCCUCGUCCCUUGCGCCGUUGUCUUUGACAUCUUUAUCGUUCUUUUUCUUUAUCGUUUGGAUCCAUACAACUCCUCAUAGAAGAAAGAAGGCUGUCUUCUUCGCUCUGUCGGAGUUCAAUCUCGCCAUUCAUCUUUCGUGACCUGAUUGUAGUAUUCUCAGAAAUACUUACUGAAACUGUACUGUUUGCCAUCGUUCUUUUGCUUUCCUGCCUCUAAUCAUUCGAAAUGUCCAUGUAGCUUCUUUCCAAGAUUUCCCAUAAAUCUAGGCGAACAUUUCAUCGACUGUCGGUAGCUUUCCCUUUGUCGAUUCCUCCCUCCCAGCGCUUUUCUCGCGCGUCUUCAUCUUCAUCUCUUUUUCCUGCAAUAGCAUUUGGUCUUGCAUCUUUGAUUUUUCUGGAUCUCGGAGAGUGGGUUGCUGCAGAAUGCCAAGGCAUAAUUCAGGUACCAACGCCUUUUUUGAUGGAUAUUGCACUGGGCCAAAGCUAGUCACCUCAUCAUGUUCAUCGAGUUCAUUCUCGAAGACUCACUGUUUUAAGAGGAAAGUGUUGAUCUCCAAGAAGAAAGGGUCGACGACGCCAGUUCCCUUGUGGAGAGACCAUGCUAGAUCACCACAAUGCGUUACCGGCUCUCAUGAAUCGCCAAAGCACCUGCUUUCCGCAAAUGGUGGCAAACAAACGCGAGUUCCUCUAUCAGCUAGGAAGCUGGCUAAUGCUCUCUGGACACUGAGCCACACUCCGCAAGGAAAAUUCAAGGAUUUACAGGGCAUGAGAUCGAUGCCAACGACCAGGAGAGUGACAAAUUCAGGGUGUGUGGCAGAUGUUUCUGUUCGUCGUCAUAUAUGCAAUCAGGAAAAUUUCUCAGCAUCAGAAAUGCUGAACCAGUGGAGAUCGAGCAACCAUAGGCAAAUGUUACAACCAAUUCGCCAAAAAUAUGGAAGCCAGAAGAACAGUAGGGUACCUUCUGAUAAACCCAAUUUAAUGGAGACUGAAACUUCUCUCCAGGGUCUCACUUCAAUAGGCUCACCUGUAGGAGGUGAGAAACAUUCGUAUGAAUUACGUAGUAAUUUGGUUACUACAAAAAAACUCAUGAAAAUAUUCAUCCGGCUAUGUGGAUUGCAUAAGAAGCCAGAUUCUGCAAUCUCUCUUGCUAGAAUCAUUUACUGCCAAUUAAGCCAGGCACUUGUCUCAGUUGAUCAGCUUGUCCAUGAGAAAGAAUCUGAGGAAAGUAAAUUUCUUCAUCUUUUGAACCAGAUCGUGGAAGAAAAAAGAACAUGGAAGAAAAAGAAGCAAGAAGGAAUAAGACUUUCUUUUCAGCCUAUAAUUGAGGGACUUGAGACUGAAAGGAAAUUAAGAAGAAGAGCUGAGUGGGAGAAUAAAAAACUCAGAGUUGAACUAGACAAAGUUAAUUCUUCACUGGCAGAAGCAUGUGAAAACCUGGACAGUGAGAGGAAAACAAGGGAAAUGAUCGAACAAUUCUGUGGUCAGAUGAUUAAAGAAAUCGGUGAUGACAAGGCUGAAGUAGAAGAGCUGAAGUGGGAAUCUGUAAAGGCAAGAGAAGAGCUGGACAAGGAGAGACAAAUGCUUCAGCUCGCAGAUGAAUUGCGCGAAGAAAGAGUUCAGAUGAAGCUAUGUGAAGCCAAAUAUCAAUAUGAAGAGAAGAAUGCAGCUGUUGACCAAUUGAGGUGCCAGCUUGAGGCAUUUCUAGUAACUAAAAGAACAAAAGAAACAGAAAAUGAGCCAUGGAAUCUUAUUUGUGACAUGGAAAAUGAUCGCCCAAGACAAAUGGUGCACCAAAGCAGUAGCCUAGGUAAGCUAAUUAUGGACAAUAAAGAUCUAGAUGAAGAAAAUGAUGAAACUGACUCAGAAGAUAGUGAUUUGCACUUGAUUGAACUGAAUUUGGACGACAACAACAAUGGCUACUGUUGGAAUCAUGCUUCUGCAGCCAUUGAUGAUGAUAAACUAGAUUUGUCAAAGGAAAAACAUUGUUGGAGCACAAAAUGUGAAAAACUGCCUGGUACCUACCUCUCUUCAGAGCAAGUCACAACUGAGGGAGUCCAAGAAAACUCUACAAAAAGAGAUCAGCAUUUGGAUAAUAAUCUUGAUGAAGGAAGACAAAUUGACAGUAUUGGCAUGGUCGACCAAUAUGGGGUUCCAAAGGAACAACGCACUGAGAAUUCAAGAAUUGUUCUUCCACUUACUCUACCAAAUUCAACAAAGCAAUCAAGCAGACAAGAAAAUUUGCAAAGUACACUGGAGCAAGUUUGUUUAGCAUCAAAGGUUUCUGAACUGUUGAAAGCAUUUAGGGAGAGUGAAUCUAAAGCAAAUUUGGGAAGGAUGAAAAAGGUUCAUUCUGAGUUGCAGCUAACUAUUCAGUAAUUUGUUUGUUAUCAUUCCAUAGUUAUGCAUUGAAGUGUUAUUUAUUAUGUGACUGGAAGGAUCUGCAUUGAUUCUUUAUCUUCAAGAACUUUAGUGUCACAGAGUGAAAUAACUUGCAUCUGAAUGUGGAUGUAAGGUAGGCAUACAGGGAUAAAAUUUCGUUGUACAACUUAUCAUUCAAAUUAUCAUUGAUUUGUGAAUUA
This is a messenger RNA of Zingiber officinale, 3400 nucleotides long. RefSeq lists its product as uncharacterized. The transcript is spliced from 3 exons. The record is from RefSeq and is a predicted model, not a curated record. Bases 1245 to 3197 code for a protein of 650 amino acids. NCBI's taxonomy places the organism in Eukaryota, Viridiplantae, Streptophyta, Magnoliopsida, Zingiberales, Zingiberaceae.